This is a messenger RNA of Neomonachus schauinslandi (Hawaiian monk seal), 4086 nucleotides long. It is a transcript of the gene PLEKHG2, whose product is annotated as pleckstrin homology and RhoGEF domain containing G2. Gene Ontology annotation, molecular function: guanyl-nucleotide exchange factor activity. The transcript has 19 exons. Lineage: Eukaryota; Metazoa; Chordata; Mammalia; Carnivora; Phocidae. Bases 1 to 4086 code for a protein of 1361 amino acids. The record is from RefSeq and is a predicted model, not a curated record.
AUGCCCGAGGGAGCCCGUGGACCGAGCCUGUCCAAACCCAGCCCUAGCCUUGGCCGUGGCCCCACAGGUGAAGUGUGUGACUGUGCAGCUGUGUGUGAGACCCAGACAGCCCCUGCAGCCCCUGCCAUGGCCUCCCCCCGAGGUUCUGGGAGCUCCACAUCCCUGAGCACGGUGGGCUCUGAGGGGGACCCGGCUCCAGGGCCCACCCCAGUCUGCUCAGUGUCCAGGCCAGAGCCACUUCCAGGGCCCCCCAUCCGCCUGCAUCUGUCACCCGUGGGGACCCCGGGUUCGGCCAAACCCUCGAGGCUGGAGCGAGUGGCGCGAGAGAUCGUGGAGACAGAGCGGGCCUAUGUCCGGGACCUUCGCAGCAUUGUGGAGGACUACCUGGGCCCUCUGCUGGAUGGUGGGGUCCUAGGGCUAAGCGCGGAGCAGGUGGGCGUACUGUUUGCCAACAUCGAGGACAUCUACGAGUUCAGCAGCGAGCUCCUGGAGGACCUGGAGGGCAGCCGCAGCGCGGGGGGCAUUGCCGAGUGCUUCGUGCAGAGGAGUGAGGAUUUUGACAUCUACACGUUGUACUGCAUGAACUAUCCGAGCUCCCUAGCCCUGCUCCGGGAGCUGUCGCUGUCCCCGCCCGCAGCCCUGUGGUUGCAGGAGCGCCAGGCCCAGCUCCGCCACUCACUGCCCCUGCAGAGCUUCCUGCUGAAACCCGUUCAGCGGAUCCUCAAGUACCAUCUGCUGCUGCAGGAGCUAGGCAAGCACUGGGCGGAGGGCCCGGGCGCCGGGGGCCGCGAGAUGGUGGAAGAGGCCAUUGUGUCCAUGACCGCGGUCGCCUGGUACAUCAACGACAUGAAACGCAAGCAGGAACACGCCGCGCGCCUCCAGGAAGUGCAGCGGCGGCUGGGCGGCUGGACUGGCCCGGAGCUCAGUGCUUUCGGGGAGCUGGUGCUAGAGGGCGCAUUCCGAGGUGGCGGAGGGGGCGGCCCCCGACUUCGAGGGGGCGAGCGGCUGCUCUUUCUAUUCUCACGGAUGCUGCUCGUGGCCAAGCGCCGGGGACCGGAGUACACCUACAAGGGACACAUCUUCUGCUGCAACCUGAGCGUGAGUGAGAGUCCUCGAGACCCUCUAGGGUUCAAGGUGUCCGAUCUGACCAUUCCCAAACACAGGCACCUGCUCCAGGCCAAGAACCAAGAAGAGAAGAGGCUAUGGAUUCACUGUCUCCAACGCCUCUUCUUUGAGAACCACCCCGCCUCCAUCCCUGCCAAGGCCAAACAAGUUCUCCUUGAAAACAGCCUGCACUGUGCUCCUAAAAGUAAGCCUAUCCCAGAGCCCCUGACACCCCCGCUUGGGUCUCCCCAUCCUCGGGAUGCUAGAAGUUUCACCCCUGGACGAAGGAACACAGCCCCAUCUCCAGGACCCUCUGCCACCCGCCGUGGCCGCAGACAGUCCGAGCCAGUGAAGGACCCGUAUGUUACAUUUCCACAGAACGCUAAGCCUAGACUCAAGCAUGCUGGCAGUGAGGGGGAGCUCUACCCCCCCUUAGAGCCUCAGCCACCAGUGCCGGCUUCCGGACCCCCUGAGGACCUGGAGGACCCUGGACCCCCCACGCUGGAACCCUCCGGGACCUCCAUCACUGAAGAGAUCCUGGAACUGUUGAACCAAAGAGGCCUCCGGGAUCCAGGGCCAUCCCCCCACGACAUUUCCACGUUCCCUGGAGACUCCCAGGUGCCGGGCGACAGUGAAACCCUCACAUUCCAAGCCCUGCCCAGCCGGGACUCUUCAGAAGAGGAGGAGGAGGAGGAGCUAGAGAUGGACGAACGGGGGCCUUCCCCACUCCACGUCCUGGAAGGACUCGAAAGUUCCAGCGCGGCUGAAACUCGCGACGUUCCCGGCCUUAGCAGAAGUCCGGACGCACCCAGCCUCCCUGAAAUUCCCGGCCUGUCUGAAAUUCCCAAGAUUCCCCGCCUUCCCAGUCUCUCUGACAUUUCCAGUGUUUUUGAAAUGCCCUGCCUUCCAGCCAUACCUAGUGUCCCGGACAUUCCUAGUCUCGCCGGUGCCCCCACCCUUCCCUGUGACUCAUGGCUCCAGGGACCUCUGCAGGGGCCCGAUGAGGCUCUAGCCACCAGGAGAGAACCGGUCCCCGGAGGCAGCUUGGCAAAACUGGGAGAACCCUCCUCCGGCGGCAGGGCAGGGCGGGAGGAGGCUGAAGAAGGGGAACCGUUCCCAGAUUUCCAGCCCCAGGAUGUCCCCCGAGAUCAGGGAUUCCCGGAUGGGCUGGAAUUCCGCUCUUGUUCAGAGAUCCGGAGCGCCUGGCAGGCCCUGGAGCAAGGGCAGCUGGCCCGGCCGGGGUUCCCAGAGCCGCUGCUGAUCCUGGAAGACUCGGAUCUGGGCGGAGGCAGCGGGAGCGGGAAGGCAGGAGCCCCGAGUUCCGAGAGGGCAGCUUCCCGCGUGCGAGAGUUAGCGCGGCUCUACAGCGAGCGGAUCCAGCAGAUGCAGCGGGCCGAGACCCGGGCGUCGGCCAACGCCCCCCGCCGCCGGCCCCGCGCCCUGGCGCAGCCACAGCUGUCCCCCCGCCUGGCCCAAGAGCAGGCCGAGCCAGGGCCCCUGCCUGCCUUCGGACAUGUGCUGGUAUGUGAGCUGGCCUUCCCGCUGACCUGUGCCCAGGAGUCUGUCCCCCUGGGUCCUGCUGCCUGGGCUCAAGCCGCCACACCGCUGUCCAAGCAGGGAGGCGGCCUGGAUGGCCGGGGUCUCCAUGUUUCAACUUCGCCUGACCCCGCCACUACCCCUGUGCCCGAGCAAGGAAGCCCCUGGAAUAUACAGAGUGUGGCUGCAGCCACCACAGCCUUGCCCCGGCAGGAAGACCCCCCAGAUGUGCAGGCGCCCGCUGCAGCUUUGCCUGAUCCGGAAGGCCACCUGGAAAUCCAACUUCCAGCUACCGCUCCUUUGCCCGAGCAGAGAGGCCAUGUGGAUGCCCAGGUUCCAACCAGCCCAGCUCUGCCCAGGCAGGGACGCUGUUCUGAUGUCACAGCCUUAGCCACUGCCAAUGUGCCCAAGCAAGAAGGCCCCCUACGUAGCCAGAGCCCAACCAGUACCCCGUUAGCUAAGCAAGGAGCUUCCAGGGAUGUUCCGUUCCCAGCUGGUGUUUGCGACCAAGCCGUCAACGUGGAGCACCCGCACGGAAGCAGCCUGGACCAUCCGACCCCAGGCAGCACGGCACUGCCCUUGCAACGUGACCUCCCGGACGUUCCGCUUCUGGGCACCGCACCCUUGCCGGCACACGGAAGCUGCCUGGACCGUCGGAUCCCAGCCAACACCCCACUGUCUUUGCCCCAGAACCUGAAUGUUCCAGCCGCCACACCUUUGCCCCAGCAACCAGGCCUCCCGGACACCCAAGUCCAGGCCCUCCCACCUUUGCCCAAGCAGGGAGGCCUCCCAGACAUCCAGGGUCCUUCUGCUGCACCUUUGCUUCAGGAACAAAGCUUCACAGACCUUCAGGUCCAAAAACGUACACCUUGGUUGGAGCAGAAGAGCCUCCCCGACGUCCGUGGUCCGGCUGCAACACUUUGGCCUGAGCAAAGAAGCUCUCAGGACAGUCAGGGCCUGUUAUCCGCCCCGGGUCAGACCACCGUGGUUUUGUCCAAACCAGGAUGCCACUUGGCCUCUCCUGUUGCCAGGUCAGAGUCUUCAGAGUUGACCCCACCCCACAGUCCCCCUCCUCCAACCCGGCAACUCCUGGGCCCCAACGCAGCUGCCCUCUCAAGAUACCUGGCAGCCUCGUACAUCAGCCAGAGCCUGGCUCGGCGGCAAGGGCCUGGGGGAGAAGCUCCCUUGGCCUCCCGGGGUCCCUGGUCCUCCUCUGCCCCCGCAUCACGGGCCCCUUCACCCCCACCCCAGCCCCAGCCCCCACCCCCCCCAGCCCGGAGGCUCAGCUACGCCACCACGGUCAACAUCCAGGUCGGGGGUGGCGGGCGGCUUCGGCCAGCCAAGGCCCAGGUCAGGUUGAACCACCCUGCUCUCUUGGCCCCCGCCCAGGAACCUGUGGGCCCUCGCAGGGCCCAGGGAGCUCCUGAUGCCCCUUUCCACAUGUGA